GGAGAUGUCCGACUCAGAGUCUGAGGUUGGCAGUGAAGUCACAGACGGCUCGUCUUAUGACAGCUCAGAUGAAAGCAUAGCGGUGCCGGCAGCCCUUCCUCAGUUUGUCCAGAAGUUCAUGGCAUUUUCCCUUGGACUGCGCCUCUUGCUGUCCGCCAUCAUGAACACAGCAGGGAAAGUAGUGGUCACCAUACUACUAGGGCUGGCAGGCAUCGCUCUGCCCUCCCUGACCUCAGUGGUGUAUUUCGGGACGUUCCUGGGCCUGGUGUGGUGGUGGGUUUUUCUCCACUCCCUCAGCUUGCUGCUCUUCGGUACCCUCUGUGUGAUGAUGGCUAUAUUCAGCGCCGGUCACCUGUUGAGCCUCUACCUGUACCAGCUGCCCCUGGCCCAACAGAUCGUACCCCCACAGGACAUCUACGCCAGGCUGUUUGGUAUAACAGCGGUCAUCCAAACCAAUGAGACUGAGCCAUACAGUCUGGGUCUGCAGCCAGACAUCAGCUGGCCUGUCUUCACCAACCCCAUGGUGCUGCUGCUCCUUUAUUACACACUAGUGGCUCUGCUGCGCAAGUGGGUCAACAUCACUGAGGAGGAGGAGGAUACUCUGGAGAAGUCUGAGAGUCCAGUAGAAUCCCUUGAGGAUCCCUCCAGCUUCUCCAAGCUACUGACCAAGUCAGAGGAGUUGAAAGAGAUGAGUGAGGAAGAGAAGGAGAGGAGUGAGGUGUCUAUGAGUGAUACAGAGACUGGUCCCACCCCUCCUGGCCCCAGUGGACUGGUUGUGUUCGGCUUGUUCAUCAUGAAGCACAGCUACGUCAGCGCACUCAUCAUCAUGAUGGUGUGGAGCAUCACCUAUAACAGCUGGCUGACAUUUGCCCUGCUGGUGUGGUCGUGUCUGAUCUGGAUAAUGCGUGACCGUCGGCGCUACGCCAUGAUGAGUGCUCCCUUCCUGGCAGUGUACGGCACCGUGCUGCUACUGCUUGCCUUCCUGAGCAGUCUGAGGCUGCGGAGGGAUGAGCUAUACCCUGACCUAGCCCACGCUGUGCUGGUAGAUUUUGACAUGGCCAGUUACCCAGCACCCUGCGUCCACCUGGGAGCCAAGGUGUUCUACGCCUUUAGCUUCUUGCUUCUGUUCCGUCAACAACUGAAGGAGAAACAGGAAGAGCAGGAUCUGAAGGAGUCAGAAGAGUCUCUGGAUGAAGUCAAAGUGCUACCACCGGAUGAAGGUGAUACCUCCCUCAUAAUGGAGAUGCUAGGUUCAGCGGUCAAGGGAACCCUGGUGAAGUACUGGAUCCUGUUCUGCUGCUCCAUGUUCUUUGUGGUCAGCUUCUCCGGGAAGGUGAUGGUCUACAAGAUCCUCUACAUUGUGCUGUUCCUCUUCUGUGUCGUCCUCUAUCAGAUCCGUUAUGACGUGUGGAGGCGAGUGCUGAAGUACUUUUGGGCGGUGGUGGUGGGCUACUCCAUGGUUGUCCUGAUAGCCAUCUACAUGUACCAGUUUAAGACCGUGUCUGGCCUGUUCAGACAGAUCAUGGGCAUGUCUGAGGAAGGUCUCCGUGAUCUGGGGUUGGAGCAGUACGACACUGUGGAGCUGUUUGCUCGGAUACUCCUCCCGGCAGCCUUCCUAUUGGCCUGCAUCCUGCAGCUGCACUAUUUCAACCAGGACUUCCUGGAGCUCACCAAACUGGACAACAUACCUGUCCGCCAGGGACAAACCAGAGUGGAAGAGCUGAGAAAAUCAGUCAAUGUGAUAGCUGACAUAAUUAAAGAAAACAUUGAAAAGUUACAGAAACGGAUGGCGAAGGAGCAGAGAAAGCAGAUGAGUGAGGAGUCAGGACGUGUGGGGAGUCAGCACACGUUGGACAGUGAUGGACUGUCUGCCUCAUCAGAGAAGAAAUCUGAGGAGGACCGGGAGGGAACAGGCGCCCCAGAGGAGCGUCUGACCCAGUGGGGAUUGAUGGUGGACCGGGCUGGCCUGCUGCUGCUCCAGGCUCUGGCUGUCUUCAAGCGGGCUCAAGAGAUAAGUUGGAGGCUGCUGGAGCUCCACAGCCUCAAGAUCGUUUCUACCGGCAUUAUCUGGGUGUCCCUGCAAGAGGUGUCUCUGAUGAACUUCCUGUUUCUGGUACUGUGGGCCUUUGCCCUGCCCUUCCCCCGGCUCCGCCCCAUCGCCUCCAGUGUGUCCUCAGUCUGGGCCUGUGUCAUGGUGGUGUGUAAGAUGCUGUACCAGCUCAAGGUCAUCAAACCUCUGGAGUACUCCUCCAACUGUACCACUAGCCUGGUGUCAGUUAAUGGGACAGGGCUGGAGCUGGAGGGGAACAUGGCAGAGCUGCUGAGGAGGUCUGUGCUUUAUGUGAAGCCUGUUGACCCAGCCAUAUGGUGUGGAGAGCUGCGCAAGUGUGAAGACAGGAUCUUGCCCUGUCUCAGGAACCACCUGAUGGUGCUGGGGCUGCUGGUGUUUGAGGUGACGGUCCAUAGACACCAGCUCUACUAUCGCCUCCACAAUGACCUCAAGGUCCCCACCUUCAGCAUCAUCUUCCAAGGCAUCACACGCCAGCACCUGGACCAAGGUAUCCUGCCCUGCAUCAAGUACUUCAUCAACUACUUCUUCUACAAGUUUGGCCUGGAGGUGUGCUUUGUGGUGGCGGUGAAUGUGAUUGGCCAACGGAUGGAUUUCUAUGCGCUGCUGCACUCCUGUGCUCUGAUGGCUGUUCUGUCACGACGACGCAGGAAGGCAAUAGGGGAGGUGUGGCCUAAGUACUGCUGCUUCACUGCAGGACUCAUGGUGCUGCAGUACCUGCUCUGUAUCGGCAUCCCUCCCGCUCUCUGUGUCGAUUAUCCAUGGAGGACCUCCAGUCAGGCCCUGACCUCCAACCUCAUCAAGUGGCUUUAUCUGCCUGACUUCGCCAUGCGUCCUGCCCCUUACUUCAUUUUCUACGACCACCUCCUGCUCAUGUGCUCAUCGCUGCAGUGGAAGGUGUUUGAGGAGGAGAACCGUGCCGCGGUGCGCCUUAUGGGCGGGGAGAACGUGGAGAUCAGCCGCAGCUUGGACCCACGCUCCUUCAACCAGUACAUCCCUGUCAACAACUUCCUCCACUGCAGGUCCUACCUGGACAUGGUCAAGGUGUUUGUGUUCAGCUACUUCUUCUGGCUGGUGCUGUGCCUCAUCUUCAUCACAGGCACCACCCGCAUUAACAUCUUCUGCCUGGGCUACCUGCUAGCCUGCUUCUACUUCAUGCUGUUCGGGGGCAGCCUGCUCAUGCAGCCUGUACGAUACAUCCUCAGGCUCUGGGACUGGCUCAUCGGUUACACCUGUUUUGUCAUCGGCAUGAAGAACCUGCUAUCUCUUGGCUCAUGUGCUUAUCUGGACAGCCUGUUGAAGAAUGGUUGCUGGCUAAUUCAGGCCUUCAGCAUGGUCUGUACAAUCAAAGGCUAUGAUCUCCCUGCUCCUGAUGAUGAGUGUGAGCUGCCGGAGGGGGAGGCGGGCAUCGUGUGGGAUGCGAUCUGCUUCACCGUGCUCCUGGCUCAGAGGAGGGUUUUCCUCAGCUACUACUUCUUGUAUGUGGUGUCUGACCUCAAGGCCUCCAAGAUCCUGGCCUCCAGGGGUGCUGAGCUCUUUGAAGCCAAAGUGAAGAAACUGGUUGCUGCAAGACUGGAGAUGGAGAAGAAGUCUGUGGAGACGCUGAAGAAGCAGAUGGAGAAGAUCAAAUCCAAACAGAAGAGUAAGCCUGGCCAAGGAGACGUAGCAGCGCCCCCUACUGAUAUAGUGCCAAAGGGUGAAAUUGAGAAGGCAGAGAAUGAUCAGGAGAAAUGGUGGAGACCAUGGGUUUCACGGCCUGGUGUUGAAAACAACUGUGGCUACCAUCUAUUUGAGAGUGACAGUGAAGAGGAAGAGGAGGAAGUCCAGGAAAAGAAAGAGGAAGAGACACUAACAAAGAAGAAAUCUGCUUUUCAGUUAGCCUAUGAGGCAUGGGUCACAAGCUCAAAAGCAGCCCUAAAUUUGCACAGAAAAGAAGAGUCGAAGAUGAAAAAAGAGGAGAAGAGAAGGGCAAAGAGACAGCUGCAGAGACAGCAAGGCAUUGAGAGGGACGAGUCUAGUGAGGAUGAGUUGGAAGAGGAAAAUGAAGUGGAGGAGAAAGAAAAUAUAUUUCAGAGGAUUAUCGACUCACUCAAGUUUUUAUGGGUGUUUAUCCUGUCCCUUCUGGAUGACCUCACUGAGGGCCUGAACUCCUUCUGCAAAGAUGGUCUAGACAUCUCCAAAGUGCUACGUUUUGAAAGGGCUCUUCUAGGCCAGCAACAGAAGAAGGGGAAAGAGGUGUCACAGGAGAGCGUGAAGCGCUUCUAUGAUAACUGGAUGUCCAGACAGAACACCCUGACCUCCCUGGAAGACCAGGAAGACAUAGUUCCCCCUGUCUCCUCCCCUCCACCUGUGCCGUCAUCAGCACGAGGUUACUCCAUGUUGAAACACACCCACUCCAAAAUCUCCUGGGGUAGCAGCUUGUCCAGCUGCAUGACGGAUGAGACCCUGCUGGGGUCUCGUCAGCCCACUCUGGAUGAGCUGGAUGACCCUCCUAUACUCCAGGCCGCUGCCGACCAACUCAGACGGAAACUACUGAAAACUACCAAACUGGACCUUGACUCAUUUGACACUGAAGACCCUCCACUAAGCCAUGAUGAUACUGUUCCCAAUAAGGAGGACAGUAAAGAAGGAGAGGAUGCAUAUGAAGAAGAGGAGGGGGAAUAUAAAGUGGAGGAGGAAUAUAGAAUGGAGAAGGAGGAAUGGAGGGAGGAAGAAGAGGAGGAGAGGGAAAAAGCUGUGAUGAUUUCAGGAUCCAUCUCCCUGGACUAUCUGGAGUUUGAUGAGAACAGCGAAGAUUUCCCAGACUCCUCCAGGCCUCUUAGUGAGACCAGGAACCUCACGGCCAGUGAGCUACUGCUCAACAAUAUGUUUGGGAAUGAUGAAAUUGAAGCGUCUGAUCAGUUCUUCCAGUCUCUCCCGAGACACCUGAGACUGGUGUUUGCCCUGUACAACACCAUGGUGUCUAAGUCAGAGAUGCUGUGCUACUUUGUGAUCAUCCUGAAUCACAUGGUGUCGGCCUCGCUGCUCAGUCUGAUCCUGCCCAUCCUUAUCUUCCUCUGGGCCAUGCUGUCUGUGCCACGCCCAACCAAGCGCUUCUGGAUGGCAGCCAUCAUCUACACAGAGCUGAUUGUGGUGGUCAAGUAUUUUUUCCAGUUUGGCUUUUUCCCCUGGACCACCUCGGCCUACCGAGGCAUCAAUGCGGACCGGCCCUUUGCUCUGCCCAACAUCAUUGGGGUGGAGAAGAAAGAUGGCUACGUUCUCUUUGACUUGAUACAGCUCCUGGCUCUGUUCUUCCAUCGCUCCAUUCUAAAGUGUCACGGUCUUUGGGAUAACAAAGAGGUUGAGAUGCCGGACUUCUUCAAGAAGUUAAAGAAGAAGACUGAGAAGAAGAAGAUGAGUGGAGGAGACAAAGCAGGGGAUCAGCCGAAGCGAAGACUGCCCUUCCUUCCUCUACAGGCCUCAACUGCAUCCUUGUUUCGUAGACGGGGAAAAGCCAACUCCACUGAGACAAACGAUGAUAUGCAGCUCAAAAAGCGCCACUCGAAGAAGAGGCACCACAAUAAAGUUCCCCUGACCAGGAAGGAAAGGAUCAAGAAGCUAAUCAGAGAAAGGAUGCUAGAGGCUAAAGCUGCUAUCAUAGAAGUUGCCCUACACAUAUACCUACCUAUCAGGCAGUUCUUCUAUGACAUCAUUCACCCAGAGUACAGCCCAGUGUGUGAUGUCUACGCUCUCAUGUUUCUGAUCGACGUGGUCAACUUCGUUGUCAUAAUAUUUGGAUACUGGGCUUUUGGGAAACACAGUGCUGCGGCUGACAUCACAGAUGCUCUUGGGGAGGACCAGGUCCCAUCGGCCUUCCUGGUCAUGCUGCUCAUCCAGUUUGGGACCAUGAUAGUGGACCGUGCUCUCUAUCUCCGCAAAACCCUUGUGGGAAAAUGUGUCUUCCAAGUGGUGCUGGUGUUUGGUAUCCACUUCUGGAUGUUUUUCAUACUCCCUGGGGUGACUGAGAGGAGGUUCAACAUGAACCAGGUGGCACAGUUGUGGUACUUUGUGAAGUGCAUCUACUUUGGCCUCUCAGCCUACCAGAUCAAGUGUGGCUACCCAAAUCGUGUGCUGGGAAACUUCCUGACCAAGAACUACAACUACCUCAACCUAUUCCUCUUUCAAGGGUUCCGCCUGGUUCCGUUCCUCAUAGAGCUGCGUGCCGUGAUGGACUGGGUCUGGACCGACACCACCCUCAGCCUGGGCAGCUGGAUCUGUGUCGAGGACAUUUAUGCCAACAUUUUCAUACUCAAGUGCUGGAGGGAGUCGGAGAAGAAAUACCCACACACCCCAGGGCAGAAGAAGAAAAUGGUGGUGAAGUAUGGAAUGGGCGGCUUCAUCAUAUUCUUCCUCAUCAGCGUAAUUUGGUUCCCCCUCCUCUUCAUGUCAUUGGUCAAGUCAGUGGCUGGGGUGACCAAUCAGCCUCUAGAUGUCUCAAUUCAGCUCAGCAUAGCAGGAUAUGAGCCACUGUUCACAAUGAGUGCCCAGGAGCAGAACCUGAUGCCAUACUCAGAGGCAGGCCUCAACCGGCUCACCAACCUCUAUGCCACUCACCCGUCAGCCAUGCAGUUCCUUGUGAACUACAUGGCCGAGGACAUUGUCAUUGCAAAGAUCAAGAGUGAUGCCAGUCUAAUGUGGAGCAUCAGCCCUGCCAGCCGUGAUGCUAUGAUCCAUGAACUCAGCAACUCCACCCACAUCUACAUCACCCUGAGAUGGGUACUACUCAGGAAUGCGUCUCUGUCGAUGAACGUGGAGACCGUUGGGGAACACACUGUCAAGUAUGAGGACAGGGCCUUGAGGGACCAGAUAGUUCAGAUGCUCAUAGGGACACGCAGUGACUCUGUGGUCAUUGAGUCUCUCCUGCCCAAGUUCAUCAGAGGUCCCGGAGGACUGGAGUCCAAGAUGGCCACCCGUCUGGAAGUAGAACACUCAGAUAGGCCUGAGGACCUGCAGAUGUUGGCCUUCUACCGGCCCCUGUCCAUCAAACUACAGCGGGCAGAAGACAGUGGAAGUGCAGAGGGGGGUCAGUGGUGGAUGGUGGAGGAAUGCACUCCUGGACAAGGGCACAUCCAGAGCAGCUGUCACAGCAUUGAGAUAGUGGUUUUCAACGACAAAGUCAGCCCCUCCAGCCUGGGUGCUCUAGCAGGACAGGGAAUCGUGGGCCUGUACAUGUCUGUGGUGCUGGUCGUUGGAAAGUUUGUCAGGGAAUUCUUCAACGGGAUAUCCCGCUCCAUCAUGUUUGAGGAGCUGCCGUGUGUGGAUCGGGUGUUGAAGCUCUGCACGGACAUCUUUGUUGUGCGAGAGACUGGUGAGAUGGAGCUGGAGGAAACACUUUUUGAGAAGCUCAUUUUCCUGUAUCGCUCGCCAGAAACCAUGAUCAAGAUGACCAGAGAGAAGAGAGACUAGAGAGCACUAUGACAUUUUAGUUACGAAAAGGAUGAUUUGUUUGUUUGUAUUCCUACUGUACAAUGCAUGCAUUUUGAAUCACUGACUACUUUUAAGUGAUUCAAAUUUUUACAAAGACCGUAGGCCGUAAUCAUAGAAAUGUGCUCCAAGUGUGAAACUAUUUAAUUGAAGUUGAGAUGCGACAUUGUCAUUUUAGAUUCAAAUGGCUUGUAUAGAGCUUACAGAUGCACGUCUGCUCUACAGAAUGUAUUUCUCUCAACAUUCUGCAACUUUAUACAUCCCACUGAACACAACCCUGUUUCAUUGCACUGAAAAGCUCAUCUAGAAGUAUUCACUCUCAUUUCACACUGUACUCCACCUCUGUGUACAGUAUUUAAUUAAAUGAAUAAAAUUCAGAGAUUAUAUCCUACUUUUA
Oncorhynchus mykiss (rainbow trout) is the source of this 7928-nucleotide messenger RNA. The record is from RefSeq and is a predicted model, not a curated record. Lineage: Eukaryota; Metazoa; Chordata; Actinopteri; Salmoniformes; Salmonidae.